CAUUUGAAUAUUAAACAAUCGUUGCACUGUCGUUCGUAAAUGUUAUGUUGCACGUUAAUUUUUACGUUUUUCAUUUUUAUCAUCAAGCGAAAUUGUUAUCACGUCAACAGACGGACGACAACAUGUUGCCCAUUAAUGUGACUAAUACCACUGGUACAUGCCUGCAUCAUUUGAAUGAGUAUUGCCUCCUCGACAUAUUCUCGAGCAAUUCGUUGACACUGUUGGAUUUGUGUUCACUGGCAGAGACUUGUAGAGAUUUCCAGCGAAUAACGAAACGCGUCUUUUCAAGGGAAUUGAAGAUGGUAGUCGGACCUCACGCACGUCGAUAUUCAUUCCAAGCAAAAAACUAUUCCAUUCGUUCCAAAGCUGCCAAGGAUAUACGACGAAUAUUGAAAAAUUUCGGAUCAUAUCUGACCGAACUUAAAAUAUCCCGCAACGACCCGAUUGUUACCGAUUCGGUGAUAAAGUAUUGCAGAGCCGGUACAUUAGGGAGAAUCAAUAUUUGUGGAAAAAGUGGCAAAAAAAUGAUUGAAGAUCUCACAGUCAAAUUUGAAGCGAUCUUUAAACGGCUACUGGCGCUGUCAUUUAAUGGAUUAUACACGAAGUAUCAACUUGGGGAUACAAGUGUACAAUUGUACUGUGAUUCAUUGUUGGAGUUGAAAGUCAUCAAUGUAAACGCUGACGCGUAUAGGUCAAUUCUGAACAAUAAUUUCCCGAAAUUGGUACGAUUCGAGCUUAUGAUCUCUAAUUUUGAUGUAACUCAUGCUUUAAUUGAGUUUAUUGGACGUCAUAAAAGCCUUCGAUCUCUAUUUUUGUGUGUUAAAUCGAUAUGCAUCCACGAUGACUUAAUGGUUGCAAUAGGCAACAAUUGCAAGGAUAUGCAGGUAUUGACCUUAUUUAGCUCUGAAUUGGAAAAUUUCAUUUCGCUGGAUCUUUCCAAACUGCAUUGUCUUACCAAACUAAGGACAUUGGAUGUUGCAUGUUGCUUACAAAAUCAAAUUCAGCUCGUUGCACUUUUGAAAGCAUUAAAAUCGUUAGAAAUUGUGAUAAUGUGGCACAUAGUUCUGACAUUUGAAAUGGUUGAUGCUCUAUCACAAUCACAGAAGUUGCGAGAAUUGCAUUUGGUCGGUUUCAUAGUCAAAAUUCCACCUUGGACAAUAUUAACGCAAUUAAAGAAAUUACAUUUGGACAAUGCACAAGGACAACUUUGUGCAGCAGACGUUAUUGAUAUUGUCUCGCGUCUGGUAAAUUUAGAAGAAUUGACAAUAAUCAACAGAAGUGAAAGCGAUGAACUGACCGAAAAAGUGUAUUCUGAAAUUGUUAAUAUUGUUGAACGUAGACCAAAUGUACUGACACUAAAAUCUAAUUUUAGACAGAAUUUCCUGGAAAAUUGUGAUGUGAAUCGAAAAGUUCAAUUAAUAAAUUUUAUUUGA
Molecule: messenger RNA, 1433 nt
Organism: Bradysia coprophila
Lineage: Eukaryota; Metazoa; Arthropoda; Insecta; Diptera; Sciaridae
Source: RefSeq, a predicted model, not a curated record